Plenodomus lingam JN3 is the source of this 765-nucleotide messenger RNA. Lineage: Eukaryota; Fungi; Ascomycota; Dothideomycetes; Pleosporales; Leptosphaeriaceae. The record is from RefSeq and is a predicted model, not a curated record.
AUGUCUGGAAGCGCAGGCUAUGAUAGACACAUCACCAUCUUCUCGGACCAAGGCCGCCUAUAUCAAGUCGAGUAUGCAUUCAAGGCAAUCACGGCAGCAAACAUCACAUCAUUGGGCGUGCGGGGUAAAGACUGUGCGGUAGUCAUCUCGCAGAAGAAGGUGCCCGACAAGCUCAUCGACCCUGCCUCGGUCUCGCAUAUCUUUCGCCUCUCACCGUCGGUUGGAUGUGUCAUGACUGGCUCCAUCGCCGAUGCAAGGGCGUCCGUGAGCAGAGCGCGGGGUGAGGCUGCUGAAUUCCGCUACAAGAAUGGAUAUGAGAUGCCCUGCGACGUGCUAGCCAAGCGGAUAGCCAACAUCAGCCAAGUCUACACACAACGUGCAUACAUGCGACCACUAGGCGUUGCCACGACGCUCAUCUCACUGGACUCGGAGUACGGACCUCAGCUCUACAAGUGCGAUCCUGCAGGUUACUAUGUUGGCUACAAGGCAACAGCAUCAGGGCCCAAGACGCAGGAGGCGCUCAAUUUCCUGGAGAAGAAACUGAAGAACAAGGAGCAUGCAGAGGGCAGCUGGGAAGAGGUAGUCGAGCUGGCCAUCACCGCCCUGAGCACUGUACUCUCGGUUGAUUUCAAGAAAGGAGAGUUGGAGAUUGGCAUUGUAGGAGGACCGAAGCUCAAGGGCCAGGAGGGCACAGAGGCCGCUUUCAGGGCGCUCACCGAGGAGGAGAUUGACGAACGGCUGCAGUCGAUCGCAGACAAGGACUAA